Dovyalis caffra is the source of this 1452-nucleotide messenger RNA. NCBI's taxonomy places the organism in Eukaryota, Viridiplantae, Streptophyta, Magnoliopsida, Malpighiales, Salicaceae. The record is from the annotation of a GenBank genome assembly.
AUGGGUAGCAUUGGUAGUUCUUCACCACCCCAUGUAGUGAUUUUUCCAUACAUGGCUCAAGGCCACACUAUUCCAUUGCUAGACUUGUCCAAGGCAUUAGCCCAACGUAGCCUAAAAGUAACAAUCAUUACCACCCCAGCAAAUGCUCCAUUUAUCAUUUCCAAAACCUCUAUCCAACCAACAAUCUCUUUGUCCAUAAUCCCUUUUCCAAAAGUUCAAGAAUUGCCGGAAGGUUGUGAAAAUGUUAACCAUCUUCCUUCUACAGAUCUCAUUUCACCUUUUUUACACGCCAUCAAACAACUCAAACAACCUUUUGAAGAUGUCCUUAAAGAGAUGUGUAAUUCUGAUAGGACUAAUCCCAUAUGUGUUAUCUCGGACAUGUUUCUACCUUGGACACUUGAUUCAUGUCGCAGGUUCGAUAUUCCUAGGAUUGUUUGUAGUGGAAUGGGUGUGUUACCUACAGUUCUUGUAAGAACUGUCUCAUCCCAUGUUCCAUGUAUGUCUAGUUUGUCCUGUUCUGAGCCCAUAAAUUUUCCAUCAGUUCCAUUUCCAUUAUACAAACUUGACUUCCCUGAGCUAGUUUGGCGUGGGAAUAAGAAGGAUCCAAUGCUGCCAAUCAUUGCAGAGCUUGGACAGGCAGAUUACGGUAGUUGGGGUCAUAUAGUUAACAGUUUUGAAGAGCUUGAAGGAGACCAUGUUGCGGCCUUUGAAUCUCUAAAUCAAAAGGAGUCCAAAGCAUGGCUUGUAGGCCCAAUUCUACUUCAUGAUCGUAAGCCAGAUUUGAUGAGUUCAGGGUCCCAAAAUGGUCAAAAGCAAUACAUCAAGUGGCUGGACCAGCAAUUGGAGAUGGGUUCAGGUAAUGUGAUCUAUGUGGCAUUUGGUUCACAAUCACAUAUGACAGAUAUACAGGUGGAGGAGAUUGCACUUGGAUUGGAGAAGGCAGGACAAUCGUUCAUUUGGGUGGUCAGAUCAAGAACGUGGAUCCCACCAGUUGGGUGGGAAGAAAGGGUCAAGGAUAGAGGGUUGGUCAUACGUGAUUGGGUAGACCAGAGGGGUAUCCUAGCACACCCAGCAAUUGGUGGGUUCUGGACGCAUUGCGGUUGGAAUUCGGUGCUGGAGGGCUUGUCCAUGGGUGUGCCACUCUUGUGUUGGCCCAUGGGAGCAGAGCAAGGAUUGAACGCUAGGUACAUGGCAAUGGGGCUAAAAGCAGGGCUCAUGGUCCCUCAAGAACGUGAUGCAAAAGAUGACCUCAUGACCCUGGAACAUGAUGUGAUUUGUGAAGUUGUGAAGGAGUUGAUGCAAGGUGACCAAGGGAGGAAGGCCAGGGAAAGGGCACAAGAGUUUGCGAGAAAGGCAAGACAAGCUGUGGGAAAAGGUGGAUCAUCUGAUAAGAAAUUGGAUGAACUAAUUGAAUCCCUCACUGAAAGACAAAACAAUUCUAGGACUAUAUGA